AUGGAUGCGGUAUAUCCAGCUGCAGCGUCAGUUCUGACCCGCGGAAGAAGGCGAAGACGAGCUGAGCCUCGUCUACGUUACCAUACAAUGCCAGUUACCUUUGCUGAAAUCAAGGAAGUAGAUGAAGAAAAAGAAAACGACGAGAAAGUGCCGACAGCAAUCAGCUCAUCCAACGUAUCUGCAGCGAACAUAGAGGAACGGCGAAGAAGACCCGACGUUCUUGAUGAAACUCUCAGUAGACAGUUUACCGAGUUUCGGAACAGAAGAACGAGGCGUCGACGGGACAUUUUACAAGAGACAGACGAAAUCGAAGACGCGCGAGCUCAGAGCGAACCCAGCGAUGCUACCGCCCUUCCUACUUAG
This is a messenger RNA of Leptosia nina, 363 nucleotides long. The record is from the annotation of a GenBank genome assembly. NCBI's taxonomy places the organism in Eukaryota, Metazoa, Arthropoda, Insecta, Lepidoptera, Pieridae.